This is a messenger RNA of Cyphellophora europaea CBS 101466, 306 nucleotides long. RefSeq lists its product as uncharacterized. The coding region runs from base 1 to 306 and encodes 101 amino acids. The record is from RefSeq and is a predicted model, not a curated record. Gene Ontology annotation, biological process: proton motive force-driven ATP synthesis. NCBI's taxonomy places the organism in Eukaryota, Fungi, Ascomycota, Eurotiomycetes, Chaetothyriales, Cyphellophoraceae. The transcript has 5 exons.
AUGUCGUUCGUCAUCCGCCGAGCCGUCUCAACCCUCGUCCCCCCGAAGGUCGCCAGCCCAGAGGGCCUCGGCGCCGCAAAAGAUGCCGUUCGCAUGGCCAGGAUAGCCAAGUUCUACGAGCAGCUUCCCAAAGGCCCCGCCCCCGCCAUCCAACCAUCGGGUCUCCUCGGCCGCUACCAAGCUAGAUACAUGGGCAAGAACUCUUCAGCAGCUCCUGUCUGGCACGCGAUCUUCGGCAUUAUGGCCCUGGGAUACUCGAUGGAAUACUAUUUCCACCUGAGACAUCACAAGAACAAUGCUCACUGA